Molecule: messenger RNA, 1551 nt
Organism: Didymosphaeria variabile
Lineage: Eukaryota; Fungi; Ascomycota; Dothideomycetes; Pleosporales; Didymosphaeriaceae
Exons: 4
Coding region: 1-1551 (516 amino acids)
Molecular function (GO): acyltransferase activity
Source: RefSeq, a predicted model, not a curated record
AUGCCUCCCUCAGAGACGCCAGUAAUAAUCGGUGUCGGUGACAUCAAGAACCGCACCUCGACCCCAAAGGAACCCGCCGUCCUUAUCCAUGAAGCGAUACUCGCCGCUAUCAAAGAUGCUUCUGCAUCUGAUACUACAACACUGCAGUCGUCUAUAGACAGUAUCGCCGUAGUGAAAACUUGGACGUGGCCGUACCCUGACCUACCAGGCUUACUUGCCGCCAAAUUGGGCGUUGAACCAACACAUAAGUUCUACUCUGAGCAUGGCGGUGAUAAGCCAGGGAAGUUGCUCGAUGAAGCAGCGAAACGAGUAGCGCGAGGAGAAAGCUUGAUUGCUGUUGUUGCAGGUAAGCUACCACCACCAGGUUGGACGAAGCCAUCGCAGUCUGUUGAGUCUGUCUUUACGCCAACAGGCAUGGAUCUUGGCUCGAGUAAGUCAUUCGAUCUUCUGGAAAAGCUGAACGUUUAUACCUCCGCAGAUCUUGGUGCUUCGCAUGACUUUGGUACACCUAUCCAAGUAUAUCCACUCUACGAAAACGCAUUCCGAGCGCAUAGGGGCCAAAGCCUCAAAGCAAACAAUGAAGAGAGCGCAAAGCUGUACGCAGAAUUUUCGAGAGUCGCAAGUCAAAACGAAGUUGCUUGGUCUCAUGGGAAGUAUGACGACGAAGAGAAGAUUGGAACCGUGAGUAAGAAGAACAGAAUGAUAUGCUCUCCCUAUCCUUUACUCAUGAACGCAUUCAACACCGUCAAUCUCGCGGCCGCCUGCCUCGUCACCUCCACAACCUUCGCGCGAAAACUUGGUAUCCCAGAAUCCAAAUGGGUCUACCCACUUUCUGGAGCUGGAACCUCGGAUGCCGCGUACUUCUGGAACCGUCCAAACUUCUACACUUCGCCCAGUAUAUCAAAGUCUCUCGACGCAGCUUUGUCACUUGCUCAGAUAUCCGUGGCCGACAUUGAUCUCUUCGAUAUCUACUCCUGCUUUCCUAUUGUCCCGAAGUUGGCUGCGCACCAUCUUGGUCUCCCGGUAACUGGGGGCACUAAGAGCUUGACACUUUUAGGAGGGUUGACCAGUUUUGGCGGCGCCGGGAACAACUACAGUAUGCAUGCACUGACCGCGAUGACAAGAGCGAUUCGAGAGGGUAAGGGUAGAACAGGGCUAGUACUGUGUAAUGGCGGGAUGCUGAGCUAUCAGUAUGUGGUGGUAUUGUCAAAAGAUCCGAGAGCAGUGGUUGUGUAUCCGCAAGAGAACCCUCUGCCGCAGGAGAUUACGGAUGUGGAGGUUCCGGAUAUUGUCGAGCAACCUGAAGGUGAAGCAACCAUUGAGACAUACACAGUAGAGUUCAAUCGCGACGGCACGCCACUCAGGGGGUAUAUUGUUGGUAGAUUGAAAAGCAAUGGCAACCGCUUCCUUGCCAACCAUGGCGACGAAAGUACACUGCGACAAAUGGCGGAGGGUGCCGGCGAAAUUGUGGGUAAGAGUGGCUGGGUGGGACAAGACACCGAGCGGAAAGGAAGGUCAUUGUUUAGCUUCGAAAAGCUCUCUAGGAUAUGA